Molecule: messenger RNA, 840 nt
Organism: Dermacentor andersoni
Lineage: Eukaryota; Metazoa; Arthropoda; Arachnida; Ixodida; Ixodidae
Source: RefSeq, a predicted model, not a curated record
AUGCCAAUUGCCCCAAUCCUCUGUAAUCGUGAAAAGACCGAAUUUGGGUGUACGGGCCCUAUCAUUGACUGCAGCCAGGCUGCCAUGGAACCUGCUGCGAUGCCCCCUGGCCUGAACCCGGCCUUCCGCAGCAGGAAGACCAGGCCGAGACACCACAGCACUCCGAGCACUGCAGUUAAGGCGCUUUCGGCUGUACCGAAAUGCGCGCACCCCGCUGUACGGUUGGCAGUCCCGACUUACAGCGGAUACGGUGACCUGCUCAGUGCCAGGGAUUAUUGUGACUCCCUGGUACGCUACCAGAUGGCAAAUCGUUUGGAGGAUCAGGAGGUGCUGGAACGCGUCGUUCCCGUAGCACUUACUGACACGGCGGCUAGGUGGUACCGGCUUUCCGGAUACCGUGCAACAACCCUCGAGGAGUUCCGCGUGGCAUUCCUGCGCGAAUUCCUACCCGCUGACUACCAGAGUAGGAUGCGGCGAGAGCUUGAGCUACGUACACAAGCUCCUGACGAGUCGCUUCAGGAGUACGUACGCGCGAUGCAAGACCUUUUCUUUGUCGCCGAGCCCAAAGCUUCGAACGAGGAACGCGUCGAGCGGGUGAUCAGGCAGGCACAUCCGACCUUUUCGGCGUACCUGCGCGGCGGCCGCUUCCGAGAUUUAGAAGAAUUGGCCGCCGAGGCAAAGCGCAUUCAAGGCGACAUUCUCGCCGCGCGAGCCUAUCGCCCACCGCCGCCCGCCAGCGAGGCCCUUGAGCCACGCUGCGCGUGGGGAGGGCCUGUGCCCCUCCCCCAACGGCAACAACCCGGCCAAGCUGCCUUUGCGGCUACAAGCGGGUGUGCAUGA